Lodderomyces jiufengensis is the source of this 1698-nucleotide messenger RNA. RefSeq names its product mitogen-activated protein kinase kinase (gene HST7). Gene Ontology annotation, molecular function: protein kinase activity; ATP binding. Gene Ontology annotation, biological process: protein phosphorylation. Lineage: Eukaryota; Fungi; Ascomycota; Pichiomycetes; Serinales; Debaryomycetaceae. The coding region runs from base 1 to 1698 and encodes 565 amino acids. The record is from RefSeq and is a predicted model, not a curated record. The transcript has a single exon.
AUGAUGAAUUUCCGGAAUAAUUCUGAUACAUCAAUAGGGUCCAGAGAUAAAAACUUGCCUCCAAUUCCAAUAGAUCAACAACUACAACAACAAAAUUCAUCAUCAUCUAAUAUACUAGAAACAAAAACAUUGAAAAGAAAGAAUUUAAAACAUUUACAAUUAUCACUGCCAACAACAUCCAAUGAAAAUGAAAAUUUAGAAGAUUCAUCAAUAAUACGGGAACCUUUAUCAUUGAGAAACAAACGACAGCAAAGACCAGCUCCAAUGCUUAAUCUACCUAAUUUAUCAUCUAAAUCAAUAAAUUCAACAUCUCCCAAUAUACUAAAUCAAUUUCCAUCAUCAUCAUCUCAAAGAUCACUAUCACAAACUUCAAUAACAACUCCAAAUUUAAAUAACAAUAGAAAUAAUUCACUGCUGGGAGUAAUAAUAAGUCAAACUUUGAGUAGACCAACAAGUGCAGGAACUUCAAUAACUGAAUUUAAUAUAAAUGGAAGUAAUAGAAACGUCGAUCCCGAAUCUGAAAUCUCAACAGAUUUAAUAAUGAAUCAAAUCUCAAAUUUAGAUUUGAAAAGAAACAUACAAUCUGGUAAUGGUAAUCAUCAAAAUAGACAAACUGUAAUAUCAUCUAUAUCACCUACAAAAUCAACUGCAUCUAAUUCACCAAUGGACGCAACCACUACAAACCACUUAUUCAGCAAAAAUGAAUUAAAUAUAGAUUCACCGAUAUCAACAACAAAUUCAAUUAAAUUAUAUAACAAAGAUCUUUUAACUUUGAAGCAAUUGGGUUCUGGAAAUUCAGGUUCUGUAUCAAAGAUCUUACAUGUCCCUACUCAAAAAAUAAUGGCCAAAAAAAUCAUACAUAUUGAUUCCAAAAGUAUAAUUCAAACUCAAAUAAUUAGAGAACUCAGAAUACUACACGAAUGUAAUUCUCCUUUUAUUAUAGAAUUUUAUGGAGCAUUUUUAAACAACAACAACACUAUAGUACUUUGUAUGGAAUAUUGUAAUUGUGGAUCAUUAGACAAAAUAUUACCAUUAUGUGAAUAUAAACAAUUCCCCAACUAUGUACUUAAAAAAUUAUCAUUUGCCAUAUUAUCAGGAUUAACAUAUUUAUACACCACUCAUAAAAUAAUUCAUAGAGAUAUAAAACCAAAUAAUGUAUUAAUGACCCACAAGGGAGAAUUCAAAUUAUGUGAUUUUGGAGUUUCAAGAGAAUUAACUAACUCUUUAGCCAUGGCUGAUACUUUUGUAGGUACUUCAAUGUAUAUGUCACCAGAAAGAAUUCAGGGUUUAAAUUAUGGGGUAAAAUCCGAUGUUUGGUCAAUGGGUUUAAUGUUAAUAGAAUUAGCUACGGGUAAGCAAGUAUGGUCAGAUGAUAAUUAUGAAGAUGAGGAGAUGUUAUCAAGCAAUUCCUUCAAAGGACCAGAAGGGAUAUUGGAUCUUUUACAAAGAAUAGUUAAUGAAAACCCACCGACUUUGAAGAAUAAAAUAAAUAAAACCACUAACAAACCAUUUGAUUCAGAUUUAAUAAAUUUUAUUGAUUCAUGUUUGAUUAAAAAUGAUUCCGUUAGAAAAUCUCCUUGGCAAUUACUAAAAGUUGAUCCAUUUUUUAAUGGAGUUGAAGAAGGUUUGUAUGAUAAAGAACAUAAAGCUUGGGCAAAAAAAAUAAGAAAAGCUAAUAAAUCAGAUAAUGACAAAUAA